Melampsora larici-populina 98AG31 is the source of this 750-nucleotide messenger RNA. RefSeq lists its product as uncharacterized. Bases 1 to 750 code for a protein of 249 amino acids. Lineage: Eukaryota; Fungi; Basidiomycota; Pucciniomycetes; Pucciniales; Melampsoraceae. The transcript has 3 exons. The record is from RefSeq and is a predicted model, not a curated record.
AUGAGGUGUUACCCAAGCAAAAGUACAAGUCGCCAUCCACAAUCAGAUCGCGCCUUCUCCGCCGCGAAAAAAGCCAAACUCACUGAGCACUAUGGACUUCCGGAAGACUCAAAGUUCCUCUUCUUGAAAAAAGGACGUAAAUUUGGUAGGCCUCGUCUGAGUCUUUCUCAUGGGACUGUGGUAUGUCUCGAUGUGGAUACCUCGGAGCUAUUACUAGUUGUCCGAUUUGUCGAGCGUCAGGAAGGAAUCAAUGAUGAAUUGUUCAGAAGUUAUAAUCACUCUAUCAGUACCGUUUAUCAGCACGCCAAAGCUCGGAAUGAAGUUUUAGGGAAUUUUGCUACUUAUCGAGGAAGGAGACAAGGUAACAAGUUCGGACGAAUGUAUGCUGCAGGAUUCCGUCCUGGGUAUGAUCACAUUGUCAAAGGUGGUCAUUAUACCUGGAAUGCAGAAGUAGCAAACGACCUUCGCAAGAUGGAAGCCGACUUGAAAAGACAAGGAAACCUCCCUGUGAUUGAAUCCUUCUUUGCCGAACGAUUCAGCUCACUCUCCUUAUUUGCUUUUGAUUCUAAUGCCACUCUGGCAGCGCAAACAAACGCACCAUCAUGGGGGAAUCAGUCCUUUUAUGUAACUCCCAACUCCAAAGUAUUCGGUUCUAGCAUUGUGGUCACCUGCGACGAGUUUGUCAACAAAAAGCACAAAGAUAGAGAUGCGUCAAAAUAUGCAUUUGGUUUAUUCUCAUUAGUCGAUUGA